Penicillium subrubescens is the source of this 222-nucleotide messenger RNA. RefSeq lists its product as uncharacterized. Lineage: Eukaryota; Fungi; Ascomycota; Eurotiomycetes; Eurotiales; Aspergillaceae. The transcript has a single exon. The record is from RefSeq and is a predicted model, not a curated record. Bases 1 to 222 code for a protein of 73 amino acids.
AUGUCUUCCGCAAUGCUAAAUGCGGUGCCGUCAUUCAAGGAACAGGAAAACAAAGGUAACCUCACAGGCAGCGUGUCCUUCAGGCGCUGCCUAUCCGAAGGCUUUGUUGUGUGCCGAAGCAUUCUCGGGGGCUGGCAUGUCGAUGAAUCGCCCGACUCGGCGACGAAUCGGGACUCUCACGCAAGGGGCGCAUACCGGGCCGACCAGCUCGGUAAAGUGUAA